AUGGGAGAAUAUGCAGCUAAGUUCCAGGAACUAAUGAAGUACUGGCCUCAUUAUCAGCAUGGUGAUGGAGAGGAGGAUCUAUGUGCUCAGUUUGAGCAUGGAUUGAGGUCGGACAUCCGAGCUGCGGUCAGCGUGUUUCAGCUGACAGAUUUGCCCACUUUGUUGAGCAAGAGCAGAAUCUUUGAAGCCAACUCAAGGGGGAAGACAGUGGACACUAGGGGAGCUAGUCUGGAGAAGAGCAGUGGGAGUGGUUCAGGAUCAAGUUCUUUCAGAGGACCGCUCAAGUGCUUCAGGUGUGGGGGGCCACACAUGGUGAAGGACUGCCCACAACCGAGGAUAACUUGUAGCAACUGUGGAAAGUCGGGGCACGUUGCCAAUGAGUGUUGGGCCGCCAAGAGAAGCUAUAGUGUAAGUGCAACUCAGAGGCCGGAAUCAAGAGGAAGUACGGGGCAGAAGCCGAGCAUUCCUGGUAGAGUCUUUGCUAUGAGUAGGGCAGAGGCUUCACAAUCUGAGGAGCUGAUUAGAGGUAAAUGUGUAAUUAAAGGCAGAUUGCUUAAUGUGUUGUUUCAUUUGGGUGCUACGCACUCUUUUAUAUCUGUGGACUGUGUGAAGAGUCUGAAUCUGUAUGUGAUGGAAUUGCCAUGCAAUGUUGUGGUGACUAUCCCUAUGAGUAAGCCGGUUGUGACGUCUUAG
This is a messenger RNA of Abrus precatorius (Indian licorice), 693 nucleotides long. RefSeq lists its product as uncharacterized. Bases 1 to 693 code for a protein of 230 amino acids. The transcript is spliced from 2 exons. Lineage: Eukaryota; Viridiplantae; Streptophyta; Magnoliopsida; Fabales; Fabaceae. Gene Ontology annotation, molecular function: zinc ion binding; nucleic acid binding. The record is from RefSeq and is a predicted model, not a curated record.